Zasmidium cellare ATCC 36951 is the source of this 2487-nucleotide messenger RNA. RefSeq lists its product as uncharacterized. Lineage: Eukaryota; Fungi; Ascomycota; Dothideomycetes; Mycosphaerellales; Mycosphaerellaceae. The transcript has a single exon. Bases 1 to 2487 code for a protein of 828 amino acids. The record is from RefSeq and is a predicted model, not a curated record.
AUGAGCGCGGAGAAGGAGGACAACGACAGCGUUGUCGCGAAGGACGAGCUUCUGGCUUCGCUGCCCCGUGCACCAGCCUCGAGACGAGUCACUCAGGAGCAGCUUUCACAACAACCCGUCCUCGUUGUCCUCGACGACGAUCCGACAGGCACACAAACAUGCCACGACAUCAACGUCUUAACAGUAUGGGACGAAGAUACUUUGGCCGAAGAAUUUCAGUCCGCCUGCAUCGGGUUCUUCGUCCUCACCAACUCUCGCGCUCUGCCACCGAUUGAAGCCCGUGAGCUCAUCCGAACAAUAUGUGAAGCGGUCAAAGUCGCGGCCACCAAAGCCGGGAAAGAAUUCGAGAUAGUUCUGCGAGGAGACUCGACCUUGCGUGGGCACUUCCCGCUUGAGCCUGAGGCUGCAGAAGAAGUAGUUGGCAAAGCAGACAUUUGGAUACUGGCUCCAUUCUUCGAGCAGGGUGGCCGCUUGACGAUCAACGAUGUGCAUUACGUCGCUGGUCCAGACGGCCUGCUGACGCCGGCGGCCCAGACGCCUUUUGCAAAAGAUGCAACAUUUGGAUAUACAAAGUCAAAUCUGCGUGACUAUGUGGUUGAAAAAUCGAAGGGUAGCAUCACACGAGAUCGAGUACAGUCCAUCUCUCUAGAAGAUAUCCGGCUGGGCGGUCCAAGCAAGAUUGCUGAAAGGCUGUCAGGUUUCAAGCCUGGCACGGUUGUCAUCGUCAAUUCAGCUGGUACGGCGGAUAUGGAGACGUUCGUGCCCGGACUCCUCGAAGCUCGAUCUUUCGGCAAGACAUUCCUGUAUCGCACUGGAGCCACCUUCGUAUCGACUCGACUCGGGAUUGAACAGAUUCCACCACUCUGUGCACGGGAUCUCGGAUUCGAUGUAUCCCAUUCUGCGCCUGGCGGUCUGAUCAUUGCCGGCUCAUAUGUUCCGAAGACCACCGCUCAGCUCGAGUCACUCGUGGCCGGACGUGGCAAUAAGCUGCGGAAGAUCGAGCUCGAUGUGGGUGCUCUGUUGAACUCGCCACAGACGUCGCAGCAGACGGUGCUCGAAGCAGCCAAUCUUGCUGGCACCCACAUCUUGAACGGAGAAGAUGUUUUGAUAAUGACCAGCCGCAAAUUGAUUAUCGGGAAUGAUGAACUCAGCAGUCUGAAGAUUGGGAGUGUUGUUGCAGAAGCUCUUGUUGCGUUUCUCCGCUUUCUUAUCCCACGACCACGUUAUAUCAUCGCCAAGGGUGGGAUCACCAGCUCAGAUGCGGCCACGAAGGGACUGAUGUUCAAGCGAGCAAAGAUCAGGGGUCAAGCAGCGCCCGGAGUGCCUCUGUGGCAAUGCUCCGAAUCAACGUGCAAAUACCCGGACAUUACUUAUGUUGUCUUCCCGGGCAAUGUGGGCGACAACGACACCCUUCAAGAUCUUGUUGCAAGAUGGGCAAAGCCUGCCACACACCACGAAGCAUCUCUUGCGCCGAUGCAAUAUCAAAGACUUGGCACCAGCGGACUCAAAGUAUCCAGACUGAUCCUUGGAUGUAUGACUUUUGGCAACCCCAAGUGGGAGGGAAGCCCUUGGGUUCUGUCGGAAUCCGACGCCUUGCCGCUGUUGAAGAAGGCCUACGAUGUGGGCAUCAAUACGUGGGAGACUGCCAACACCUAUUCGAAUGGACAAUCGGAGACCAUCAUCGGCAAGGCAUUGGCAACGUACAAGAUACCUCGCAGCAAAGUUGUCAUCUUGACCAAGCUCUACUAUCCCGUGCUGGAAGAUGAGCCAGAUGCUCGACCGCAGCCGGCGAUCAACGACGGCAAGCUUGUCAACCAAAUGGGCCUCAGUCGAAAGCACAUCUUCGAGGCCGUGGAGGGCUCGCUACGUCGCCUUGGGACUUCACACAUCGAUGUGCUGCAGCUACACAGACUUGAUCAUGACACCGAUCCUCAAGAAAUCAUGCGAGCGCUGCACGAUCUUGUUCAGAUGGGUAAAGUACACUAUCUCGGUGCAUCCAGCAUGUACUGUUGGCAAUUUGCUCGACUACAGUAUACAGCCAAGACGAACGGGUGGACUCAAUUCACCAGCAUGUCGGGACUGUACAACUUGCUGUACCGCGAAGAAGAGCGAGAGAUGAUCCCGUUCUGCGACGCUGAAGGCGUGGGACUGAUUCCAUGGUCGCCGAUUGCCAGAGGCUUGCUCACAAGACGUUGGGCUGAACAGAGCGAUCGCAGUAAGCAAGACGCGAAAGCGAAGAAAUGGUUCCAGGGCUACCAGAACCAAUCGAUUGUCCAACGGGUUGAAAAGCUUGCUCAGGCGAAGAGCUGCGCCAUGUCUGAUAUUGCUCUUGCUUGGCUAUUGCACAAAGGUGCCUGCCCUAUUGUUGGGCUGAAUAGUGUCGAGCGGAUAGAGAGUGCUUCCAAAGCUCUGGCUGUUCGACUUACGGAUUCUGAUAUUCAGGCCCUGGAAGAAUUGUACCGUCCCCUAUCAGUCCAAGCAAUGUAG